Messenger RNA from Microthlaspi erraticum, 1350 nucleotides. The record is from the annotation of a GenBank genome assembly. NCBI's taxonomy places the organism in Eukaryota, Viridiplantae, Streptophyta, Magnoliopsida, Brassicales, Brassicaceae.
AUGACAUCGGAUCAUCGCGACGCUGAUUUCUCAUUGGAAUCGCCGGAUCUGGAGGAAGGUGGUGUAGGAGACGGAGGAGAGACUGACACCGACGAGGAUCUCCGGGAGAACGAUGACGUCGUCAUACCGGAAACAAACGAGGUCGAAGACGACGAUCCGGAAGAGGAAGAUCUGAAUUCUCCGUCUACAUCUUCACUCGCCAUGGUCUCCACGGUCUCCGCGACUGCCGUCGUUUCCGGAACGGCGACGACGACCUCCUCCGUAGACGCCGUGACCGUUGCACUUCCGGCUGGAUCCGCGGUCCCUGUGUCCGUAAUUCCGGUGGAUUCCGAUCCGAAAUGGCACCGCAUGACGGAGAUCGUCCAUCAGAGACCCCCGAUCGACGACUCAAGACGCCUUUUCCAGAGGCUGUGGACCGACGAGGACGAGAUCGAGCUCCUCCGUGGCUUCCUCGAUUACAUAACGUCGCACCGAGGCAGCAGCUCCCACCCGCCCGACACGGCGCCGUUUUACGAGCAGAUAAAGUCGAAGCUCCAGCUCGAUUUCAACAAGAACCAGCUGGUGGAGAAGCUCCGCCGGCUGAAGAAGAAGUACCGGAAUGUGAUGAGCAAGAUCAGCUCCGGUAAAGAGGUGUUCUUCAAGAGCCCUCACGAUCAAUCGACUUUCGAGAUCUCCAGGAAAAUCUGGAAUCAAACCGGGAAAAUCAUAGGGUUUGAAGAUAACAGCGUGAUGGAUUUCGAAGAAACCAAUAAUAUCCAUCACAACACUUCCAAUGGUAACUACUCAGCCUUCAAUAGCCCUAGCUCUAAUCCUGCUCUUGACAUCGAUUCCGAAAACGGAGUCGAGAAGAAAUUGACGAUGAGUAGCAGCAGCGGAUCGAGGAAACGAUCACGGUCACGGAUUGGGAAGAUUGAAGAAGACAACAAACCGAUCGCUCCCUCUGAUGGGCAAAUACCAAACGCAGCUAGCAAUGUUAACCUCAACGAAACCGCGUAUGCUGGUAUUGGAGGGAAUCUCGGGGGCAUGAUCGAAGAGACUGUGAAAAACUGUGUCUCUCCUGUGAUUAAGGAGAUGAUGAAUGGGACGACGAGUAUGAUGAUGGCUGCAAUGGGAGGGUUUUCAGGCGGCGGUGGUGGUGUUCAUGGCUUUGGCUCGUUAAGCCCUGUCUUUACACGGCCGGUUAAUUUCGGUUUUGGUGGAGAAGGAGGAGGGAACAAGGCGGUGGCGGAUGAGCGGUGGAGGAAACAGCAGAUACUGGAGCUGGAAGUGUAUUCAAGGAGAUUAGAGUUGGUUCAAGAACAGAUUAGAGCUACAUUGCACGAGUUAAAGACUAUGCCGAGUGGUGGAUGA